Limulus polyphemus (Atlantic horseshoe crab) is the source of this 2593-nucleotide messenger RNA. RefSeq names its product transmembrane protein 177-like. The record is from RefSeq and is a predicted model, not a curated record. The coding region runs from base 1 to 789 and encodes 262 amino acids. The transcript is spliced from 2 exons. Lineage: Eukaryota; Metazoa; Arthropoda; Merostomata; Xiphosura; Limulidae.
AUGGGAGUUGAGAAACCUCUGAAAAAGGAAGUAAAAGACAGAGCUGAGAAGGUUCUUGAAGAAUGUAAAAUAACUGAUCGGGAAAAAGGUCUAGCACGGUUUUUUACAGUGUUUGGAUUUGAUACUUUCCAUGCUGGAAGUACGUACACUAAAAUGGGAACAAUAAUUGGUUUGCCUUAUCAUUUUAGCUAUAACAGCAAAGAAGAAAUAGAUCAUUCAAAAAUCCAAGUUUACAACAAUUCUGAACCUAAAUGGGGAUCGACAGCUGGACAGGAGCUCCUGGAUUCUCUUAUUCUGUCAGAAAAUGCACAGAAGUUUGCUAUUGCUAGAGAAAUCCAUCUUGGAACAACUUCCUAUGUUUACGUUUUUGGAGGAUUAUUUUCUUUAAGUACCACCUCUGCUUAUUCUCUAGGCAGUGCUUUAAGUACAAAGUAUGGGAUCAGAUUGGCAAGAAUGCCCAUAAGACUGACUUUGUAUACCCUGUGUGGUUUAUUAGGAUUUGCUAUUUUUAUCACACUAAAAGACAAUGCUAGUCUAUACUGGGACAAAUAUGCUGAUGAAAUGGCAGCACAAACUGGAAAUGGUUAUAUAGAAGGGGGGAUUGAAUUUUACCAGAAGAUGCUUCAAAGAAAUCGUGCUCUUAGACAUCUGAUGGGAAAUUAUGGGAAGAAAGUGUACACGGCAACGGGUAAUAAUGAAGUGUUAUUUAGGAUGUCCCAUAUUCCUUAUACAAGCAGGCUGGACUUCCUCCAUGAAUUGAAAGCAGAUAAGGAGCAACUAGCAGAAUAAGAGUAGAUCACUUUGUUAUAGAAACAUUUUUAAUUAGCCAAAAUGAAAAUGUUUAACGUACUUCUUUGUCAAGUCAUUUCAGCACUAGAAGCAGGGUUGCUAGAUUUUCCGACAGAUGCAGUCUGCUCUAUAGCCAACUAAUGUUAAGUGGUGUAGUUCUGUUAAAAAACUACCGUAUUGGCUCAAUUAUAGGGUGAUCUCGAAUAUAAGGCGACCCCUAUUUUCAGAAACCACGGGAAAGAAAAAAAUUUAAUGUCAUAACAACACUUGUUAGGUCCACAAAAUCAGUACGAUAACUGAACAGCCUGAAGGUGGAUUAGUUGCAAGAACUAGCAAUGACUUUGAGCGAACAUCUGGUGCGCAUGCAUAGACGGAUGCUAUCUGCACAUUCGGGAAUUUGACAGGCUAUAGUAGGGGAAGGGGCCUGUGGUUGGCCACAAUUAUAAGGUGACUAUGAAUUUUACAGCCUAAUUUCAAAUGUAAAAACAUUGCCUUAUAAUCAGGCCAAUAUGGUAUAUAAUAACACAAAAUAGUAGCAUGUAUUAAAGCAACUUUAAAUAAAAGCAAGAACAGAAGCCCAAAUCGGUGGUAAAUACACAAACUUGGCAAAACUGACUAAAAGACUGUGGUAGUCAGAUGCCCAACAUCCUGUUUUAAUGUUGAUAACAUGUAUUUAAAUAAUAACAAUAUUUUUGUGAUCGACUAGAAACCUUUAUCUCCAAGAUCUCUUCCUUUUUGUUUUUUUAAAUAAUCACUCUGAUACAAUUAUCUAGUAUUGACAGAAACAACUAAAAGAUGAUUCAUAUUGUACAACAUCAAUGCUAACUUGAGUGGUAAAAUGCAUAAAUUAGCACAAGUAUUACUUGUCUGUGUGAAAAAUAACUAAAAUGGAGAGUGUCAGAAGCGUAUUAGACUUUGAACAGUGAUUAGCAUGUAAUAAUAAUAAUAAUAAAACUGGUUUUUAAUAAACACUCAGAUUUUCAUUCAACAAUCCUAGUGAGAAAGAUUUUUGUAUUUUGGGCAUUCAUUAAGUAGAAGCAUACUGAGUGAUGAACGAAGCAUGAAUACUUACCUUUUUAUUUAUGUAUAUGACGUAUGCUGUGAAAUACAAAAUUAUUUAUACUUUGAAUGUAAAUGUGUUAAUGCAUUGCAGACAUUGUGAGAUAUUUUUAUCAAGUGUUUGCAUUCCUUUUUACAAAACCAGUUUGAGAAAAGCACCACAACGUAUAUAUAUUAAAACACUUGAACCAUUUUUGUCGAAGGGUACCAUUCAUGAUCAUUUGAUAUGUUUAUUAUUUAAACCAUCAACCACUGGUAAUAUUUGUUUUGAAACUUUUUAACUUAAGAAACUUGUUCAUCAAGAUGCUUUAUUACCUUCCCUACCAACGGACCACAAUACAAUAACAGAGGUUGUGAUUGUACAGGAAUUCCAUAACUCAAGGUACAGGUAUGAUAUGCACAACAAUAACAGAGGUUGUGACUGUAUAAGAGUUCCAUAAGUCAUGGAGUUAGGAUGACGAUAUUUUUUAAAUGAGAGAGUAAUAUAUUUUAAGUUCCCAAAGUAACAUCUAGUGAUUUUAUAAAAACACUGAAGUUUAGACAAAGCAUUGAUUUAAUGGUCAAUUUUAAAAUGUGUUACUGGGCAAGGUGAACACUGUCUCUUAACUUGCAUACUAAGUUUCUGAAUGGGAUUUAUUAAAGUAAAGAAAUACAUUUUAAAAACAUAUAAAGUAGAUAAACAUAAGUGAAUGUAUUAGUUUGGGUUGAAAAUUAUAGAGUAAUAGGAUUAAAUUUUACAGUUCUA